Linum tenue is the source of this 1566-nucleotide messenger RNA. The record is from the annotation of a GenBank genome assembly. NCBI's taxonomy places the organism in Eukaryota, Viridiplantae, Streptophyta, Magnoliopsida, Malpighiales, Linaceae.
CACGGGACAAGGAAAGGAAUAGAACAAAAAAGCUGAACGGAACGCCCAAUUCCCCGCCAGAAAGAAAUAGAAUCCCUCUCUCUCCCUCCCCAAGAUACAACUAUGGCAUCCAGUCCGAACAACACCGCCUCCGCUCAACCGGCUGCCGGAAGACCCCAACCCUCGCAUCCAUCUCCGUCCCCAGUUUACCAGCAGCAGCAGCAGUACUACCUUAACAACAGCAACUGCCAAAACCUCCCUCCCAGAUCCCAAACCCAGAUUCCCAUCUCCAGUCCCCCGCCGCCUGCCCAAAACGGCAUCGUAUACCCUCUUGCUUCCUCCGGCCGCGGCUUCGUUCCGGGCACUCUCCGCCCCUCCUCCGAUCACAGCUUUCCCCUCUCUAAUAACACCACUCCCACUACUACUACUCUUCUUCUUCGCGGGACCUUCAAUCCCUCUUCCUCCGCCCUUAGUUACAGGCCAGCCUCUCCAUCUCCCUUGCUCUCUCACCCUCAAUAUCCAGCUCUCUCCAGGCAGCCGCCUUCCAUUCCCAACCCUCUCCAUACCCUCGUUCCUUCUCCUCCCGCUAUCAAGGGAAUCCCCCUUCCUUGCCAACUCAUGGUUGCCCCAUCUCCUUCCCCAGUUUCUGAUUCUAGUGGCUACAAAAAUACGAGGUCAAAUUGGCGCAGCGUUAUCAUCUUAGGUGUAGUAAUCAAGAAUUCAUUGCAUUUGCACACCACUAACUUUGAUCAUGCUACUCUUGUUCUUUAUGCAGGGACGUAACGGAUGAUGCUGUCAUUGUAGUUAGAGAUCGAAAAGUAAGAGUAUCUGGUGGAGCUUCUCUUUAUGCACUCUGUCGAUCAUGGUUGAGAAACGGUGUUGCUGAGGAAAGCCAGACACCCUAUAGCGAAGGUGCAAAGACUCUCCCCAGACCCUUGCCAUUACCUGUGGUGGACAGCACUUCGCCAAGUAAGGAAGAUGAAGGAGAAGACACUGACCAGGCUGAAGAAACUGUUGAACAUUUAUCAGCGCAAGAUUUGCUAAAGAGGCACAUCAAGCAUGCAAAAAAGGUUCGAGCAAGAUUAAGGGAAGAACGGUUGAGUAGAAUCGCAAGGUACAAAACUAGGUUGGCUCUUCUUCUUCCCCCACAAGCAGAGCAGUUAAGAAAUGACACAGCAGCUGGGAACUGAGGCAGGGAAUGGGCAUAAUGAAGAAGUUAGGGAGUGCCAAAUGAAAGAGGUUCUCUUCCCUAUUCUCCCUGGAAAGCAAGAUCAGCUGGCUUAUAUUCCCUGUCAUGUGGUGAGUGGUGACCUGAUGUUUCAGUUUGCCUCUGUCAAUGACUACUUGCAAGAAUUAAGGCAGCUGUAUUAACUUCCGCCAAACGAUAGUUGGUGGAGAUGCAAAGAAGUGGAAGAUUGAAGUAUUAUUGGUUGCUCGAGUAGGAUGCUUGUAUUGUAGCGCGUGACUCAGAAGUCAUUUCCUGACCAUUAUGAUAUUGAUAACACUAAUGUCUUCCAUAGCAUGUUGCGUUCAGGAAUGCAUGUUCAUGUGUAAACUAUACCAGCUGAUGCGUCAUAUGGUUCUAUU